AUGAAGAACGCCGAGAUCGUCAAGCAAAAGAAGGAGGCCGGCUACAAGAACCUGAUCACGCACCUGAGAAGUCAUCACGAUGGGUUUGAAUUCGACGCUGAGGAAUGCAUGAAAAAGAACUGCCAGCCAAUUAGCACGAUGCUUGUCCACAAGGACGCUGCCGACACGUACGGAUGGGUAAAGCUGAUUGCUUUGAAGAAUUUUCCCUUUUCACACGUGGAGGACCCCAUCAUUCGCUCAUCUGUUCGCUACAAGUCGAUGGCACGGAUGACUGUGUUGAAGAAAAUGACGGCACUAGUAGAGGUCUUAUACCUCAAAAUUGCCAGCGAGCUUUAUAGGGAAAAAAUUGCUCUGGUUUUUGAUGGAUUCACGGAUUCUGUAGAACAUGCCAUUGCAAUUUUUUUCCGCCACAAGAAAGGGCCUUCGAUUUCUGGCAUUUUCGCCUUUUCAAGACGAAAGUUCAAUGACUGCCGCUGA
Messenger RNA from Phytophthora nicotianae INRA-310, 477 nucleotides. RefSeq lists its product as hypothetical. Lineage: Eukaryota; Oomycota; Peronosporomycetes; Peronosporales; Peronosporaceae. The coding region runs from base 1 to 477 and encodes 158 amino acids. The record is from RefSeq and is a predicted model, not a curated record. The transcript has a single exon.